CCUCGAUAUCGCCCAAUAGGGGUCGGCGUUGGGCGGGACUUUUGCCUGACACCGAUUCAGUCGCAGGAAGAAACAGUAGUUUGAUACCGUGCCGAAGACAUGUGUGGAAUAUUUGCGUACCUCAACUAUCACGUCCCUCGCACUCGCCGUGAGAUCCUCGAGAUCCUGCUCAAAGGUCUGCAGCGGCUGGAGUACCGCGGCUAUGACUCAGCAGGUGUGGGCAUCGAUGGAGGAAACAGCAAGGACUGGGAGAGCAAUGCCAAGAGCAUCCAGCUGAUCAAACAGAGAGGCAAAGUCAAGGUCCUGGACGAGGAGAUCCACAAGCAGCAGGACAUUGACCUAGAUGUGGAGUUUGACGUCCACCUCGGUAUCGCGCACACGCGCUGGGCCACACACGGCGUUCCCAGUCCUGUCAACAGCCACCCACAGAGAUCUGACAAACACAACGAGUUCAUCGUCAUUCAUAAUGGAAUCAUUACCAACUACAAAGACCUCAGGAAGUUCCUGGAGAGUAAAGGUUAUGAGUUUGAGUCAGACACUGACACUGAGAGCAUCGCUAAGCUGGUGAAGUACAUGUACGACAACCGCGAGAACGACGAGGUCAGCUUCGCCACGCUCGUCGAGCAGGUCACCCUGCAGUUGGAGGGAGCCUUCGCCCUGGUGUUCAAGAGCGUGCACUUCCCGGGACAGGCUGUGGGAACAAGGAGAGGAAGUCCACUGCUGAUGGGUGUAAAGAGCGACCACAAGCUCUCGACCGACCACAUUUCCAUCCUCUACCGCUCAGGUGGUCUGGACAAGAAGAGCUGUGGUGGUUCUCUACCCAGGAUGGACCAGGACACCUGCCUGUUUCCCGUGGAUGAGAAAGCCGUGGAGUAUUACUUCGCCUCUGAUGCCAGCGCUGUGAUCGAGCACACGAACCGAGUCAUCUUCCUGGAAGACGACGACAUCGCCGCCGUGUCGGACGGCCGUCUGUCGAUCCACCGGAUCAAACGGAGAGCAGGAGAUCGUCCUGCUCGCGCCAUCCAGACCCUGCAGAUGGAGCUGCAGCAGAUCAUGAAGGGUAAUUUCAGCUCUUUCAUGCAGAAGGAGAUCUUCGAGCAGCCGGAGUCUGUCGUCAACACCAUGAGGGGCAGAGUGAACUUCGAUGACAACACAGUGACGUUAGGAGGAUUGAAAGAUCACAUUAAGGAGAUCCAGAGAUGUCGGAGGCUCAUCCUUAUUGCAUGUGGAACAAGCUAUCAUGCAGGAGUGGCAACCCGUCAGGUUUUGGAGGAGUUAACUGAGCUGCCCGUCAUGGUGGAACUGGCCAGCGACUUCCUGGAUCGCAACACCCCCGUCUUCCGAGACGACGUGUGCUUCUUCAUUAGCCAGUCAGGCGAGACGGCGGACAGCCUGCUGGCACUGCGGUACUGUAAGGAGCGCGGCGCCCUCACCGUGGGCAUCACCAACACCGUGGGCAGCUCUAUCUCCCGUGAGACUGACUGCGGCGUCCACAUCAACGCCGGGCCUGAAAUCGGAGUGGCCAGCACCAAGGCGUACAGCAGCCAGUUUGUGGCCCUCAUCAUGUUCGCCCUGCUCAUGUGCUCGGACAGAAUUUCCAUGCAGCCCAGGAGGCGGGAGAUCAUUCAGGGCCUCAAAGUGCUGCCAGAUCUGAUAAAGGAGGUUUUGAGUCUGGAUGAGGAGAUCCAGAAGCUGGCCGCCGAGCUGUACCAGCAGAAGAGCGUGCUCAUCAUGGGCCGAGGCUUCCACUACGCCACCUGCCUGGAGGGAGCGCUGAAAAUUAAAGAGAUCACCUACAUGCACUCUGAGGGCAUCCUGGCAGGAGAGCUGAAGCAUGGCCCUCUGGCUCUGGUGGACAAACUCAUGCCUGUUAUAAUGAUCAUCAUGAGGGAUCACACAUACAUCAAGUGCCAAAAUGCUCUGCAGCAAGUGGUGGCAAGACAGGGUCGUCCCAUAGUGAUCUGCGACAAGGACGACUACGAGACCAUAAAGAACUCGAGCCGUUCUAUUAAAGUGCCGCAUUGCGUGGACUGUCUGCAGGGGAUCCUCAGUGUCAUCCCACUCCAGCUGCUGUCCUUCCACCUGGCCGUGCUCAGAGGAUACGAUGUGGAUUGCCCAAGGAACUUGGCAAAGUCCGUCACGGUGGAGUAAAGCCCUGGUGUGUCACCUUCAGAAUCUGAACACACACACACACACACACACACACACACACACACACACACACACACACACACACAAAUACUGGAAUUGAAAAACAAAAAAUUCUAUAGCAUUUCUUUCUCAAACAUUUUUUUUUUUCCUUGUUCCUUUCUGAGCCUCUGUGUGAGGAGUAGCGGCUGUUGAUUGUAUCGUAUUAUUAAUCGGUGGUGGCAGGGUGUGGGGCGGCCAUCUUUAACACACUUCCUCCUCUGUGACGGGUGGUUUAAUCGAACUCCACGUUAGUACAGUAGUUUAUCUUGGUGUAUUAUGUUACAUUUUACCAUGUGCAGUUUAGUCUAUCAAUGCUGCUUUGCUACAGCCAGACAUUUAAUUCAUCUCUCCACUGAUUCCCAAUGAGUACUAUUUCUUUUAUAUAGCGGUAUAAUAAAUGUUCUUGAUCUUCAUGUCAAAGAUAAUAAACGCGUGGACGUGUUCGGCCUGCCGUACGCUAGCUGACGGAAACGUCACGUGCUCUCGCCGAAUCGUACACGAGGUCGUGUCAGCAUAGUGGUAGCAACGUGAGUCGAACGUGGUCAGCGUUCCUCCGUCGUCACAGUGGAGGAUCCGCACGUCAUUCGCGUGCUCGUCGUGUUUUUGUUUUUUUUCGGAGCCUUGCCUGGCACAAGUUCUCACUAGUUACUGAAGUCCUGACUGCAGGGAUUUUUCUGAUUUCUGUAUUUACUUGAAUUUUAUCUUCAGCACAGUUACACACGUUACAUCUUAUUGUUACUGACUUUGCCUGUUAUCUGUUGCGCGCCGUGAAGCUCCAUUAGCCAACUUGUCCUGACGUACACCUGUUUAUACUACGCCGCUGUCGAAUCUGAAGCUGUGGGUUGAUCUUCGAUAACCGUAACUCCGAGAGUCGUUCCAGUUCAUGUUAAUGCCUUUUGGUCCUUUCGUUUCUAUAGUAACGGCUCAUUAUCAGGGACUUCCCCAUGGACGUCUGUGCACAAUCUAAGUCUAGUGAAAGAAAACAAAUUGACCGUUUAUGGAAGGAGUCUCCAGUUUCAGCACUUUUGUAACAGUCGGGUUGUUUUUCCACCAUGGGAAAGUCUUCAGGGCAGAGGAGUUUAGGCUUUCCAGUUCCUCUGUAACAUUAUUAUGAAGCCAGGUUCAUAAUGUAGCAGCCUUGAAUUUAUCAUCUCCAGGUAUUUUUGCUUUGUUUGUGUUUCUUUUUUCUUUUUUUUUUUUUACUUUGAAGAAUAUGAGUUUCAUGUUUACAUAGUAGCUGCCAGUCAAAGCAGAAAACAUGAAGUAAAUCCCUCCCCCUUUGUGUACACAGCUACUCCACACCACGCCACCUUCCUCCUCUUUGAAUGUUACCAUGGGACCAUAUGAUUUAUACGUGCGCUUUUGUUCUUUGGUUCUUCGUCUUUUCUUUAUUAAUGUUGUUGUUUUUUUUUUUGUUUUUUUUUACUGAUCUACUCUUUAUUACUAUAAUGCCUGUAUACCCAAGUGUGAAAACAUCUUGUUAUUUUGAAUUUUUCCCUUUAUGUUGAAAUACUUAUCAAUAAUAAUAAUAACGAAUUAUUGUUAAAUCUUGUAGACGUUUCUGAUGGUCAGCUCUGAUCCAGCGCCGAGUUGAACGAGGUGCACGCGCUCGUUUCGUCAGGUCUACGUUACCACCAAAUUUUCUAUUUAUUGGUCAUUUCCAUUCCCUUAUUUUACAGUCCUCUUGUUCAUUCGAGUGCUUUAUUAGCAGUCAGGUCGGGGGUGAUUUUAUGCAUUUCCACUGUAAUUCCACCGUACAUGUAUAGAUGAACCCAAAAUCGAAAAAGAAAAUUCCUUGUUCGUAAAUGCUGCAGAGUCUCUUGUAGCAGUUUUAGAGCCUUGUUCCCCGAUUAAAACGACGGCGCUGUAUCAAGCCAUUGCGUUUUUGAAUGUGGUUAUGGGAUUUUAUUUACGAUCCGAGUAGUUGCAAUAAAAUUGUCAAUAAUUA
Ictalurus punctatus (channel catfish) is the source of this 4138-nucleotide messenger RNA. It is a transcript of the gene gfpt1, whose product is annotated as glutamine--fructose-6-phosphate transaminase 1. Bases 100 to 2151 code for a protein of 683 amino acids. Gene Ontology annotation, biological process: protein N-linked glycosylation; UDP-N-acetylglucosamine metabolic process; fructose 6-phosphate metabolic process. Gene Ontology annotation, molecular function: carbohydrate derivative binding; L-glutamine:D-fructose-6-phosphate transaminase (isomerizing) activity. NCBI's taxonomy places the organism in Eukaryota, Metazoa, Chordata, Actinopteri, Siluriformes, Ictaluridae. The record is from RefSeq and is a predicted model, not a curated record. The transcript is spliced from 19 exons.